Messenger RNA from Dentiscutata erythropus, 227 nucleotides. Lineage: Eukaryota; Fungi; Glomeromycota; Glomeromycetes; Diversisporales; Gigasporaceae. The record is from the annotation of a GenBank genome assembly.
AUGCUAACCACAAGGAAAGAGUUGUGGUGUAUACAAGCCAUUUUUUAACACCAGCAGAAAGUAAUUAUGCCAUCACUAAGAAAGAAUGUCUUGCUGUAGUCUGGGUAGUCUCGUACUUUAGGUCUUAUCUUCACAGAUCUCAUUUUACCCUUUAUACUGACUAUUCGGCAUUGAAAUCAUUAUUCUCUCACCGGUUACCCCAAAACAGACUGGCAGGUGGAUCCUGA